CACGCAGGCCGCCCGCCGCCGCAAUCCCGCCCACCGCCAGUCCGCCGCCCGCCGUCGCGAACCCGCGGCCCGCCGCUCCCGACUGCACCGCACGAUGAGGUCCCUGCGAGCGGCGCGGACUUUCCGCUCCCUCCUCUCCGCCCGCCCGCUCCACGGCGCGGCCUCCCCAGCGGCGGCUGCCGCCGCCUCCGCCGCCGCUGGCUCGAGGUGGUGCGCUCCGCUGGUGCCAUCGCCCCGCUUGCCGCCUCCAUCCCCGAGGGCGAUGCCGGCCGGGGUCGCUGGCGCCGUGUCCUUCUCCCUCACCUUCGCUACUGUAGCGGCGGCGGAGGCGAAGGCGAAGGAGCGGCCGCCUACGGAUCUGUUGCCGCGGAAUGUGGUGCUGUACCAGUACCAGGCGUGCCCCUUCUGCAACAAGGUCAGAGCCUUUUUAGACUAUCAUGAUAUACCAUACAAGGUUGUGGAAGUUAAUCCAUUGAGCAAAAAGGAAAUCAAGUGGUCUGAUUACAAGAAAGUCCCAAUAUUGACGGUAGAUGGUGAACAGCUUGUUGAUUCAUCAGAUAUAAUCAAUAUACUACAGCACAGGAUCAGACCUGAUGAUGAACUCACAAAUGAAGAAGAAGCAAAGUGGCGAAGGUGGGUUGAUGAGCACCUUGUGCACAUGUUGUCUCCUAACAUAUAUCGGACAACUUCAGAAGCUCUAGAAUCUUUUGACUACAUUGCCCAACAUGGUAAUUUCAGUUUUACAGAGAGGUUUGCUGUGAAGUAUGCUGGUGCUGCGGCCAUGUACAUGGUAUCGAAGAAGCUAAAGAAGAAAUACAAUAUCACUGACGAGCGUGCUUCAUUGUAUGAUGCUGCCAACACAUGGGUCGAAGCCCUGAAUGGAAGAGAUUUCCUAGGUGGUUCCAAGCCUAACUUGGCAGACCUUGCCGUCUUCGGUGUUCUGAGACCUAUUCGGUACUUGAGAGCUGGAAAAGAUAUGGUUGAGAAUACUCAAAUCGGUGAGUGGUACCAGCGAAUGGAAGAUGCAGUUGGAGAACCAUCAAGAAUUCAGGAGUAGAAGGAAACUAUACUUUUGACAUCGGAAUAUGUCCUAGACAUCAAACUAUUCAAAAUUUUGCCAAAAUCUAGUGUAUGAAAUAAUUCUUUGCCAUACACAAUGCACGGAGGAACUGUGUUUUGACCUGGAAACAUCUUUGUGGUUGUUUGUACUCUGACAAUGGGGUGCAACUUUGAAUACCACGGCGGAACCGAGUGUUUUGACUUGGAAACAUGGUUGUGGUUGUUUC
This is a messenger RNA of Panicum virgatum (switchgrass), 1286 nucleotides long. RefSeq names its product prostaglandin E synthase 2-like. Lineage: Eukaryota; Viridiplantae; Streptophyta; Magnoliopsida; Poales; Poaceae. The record is from RefSeq and is a predicted model, not a curated record. Gene Ontology annotation, molecular function: prostaglandin-E synthase activity. Gene Ontology annotation, cellular component: mitochondrion. The transcript is spliced from 6 exons. Bases 95 to 1057 code for a protein of 320 amino acids.